GCCCCGGUCCUGUCCCGGGCCCCGCCCUGCCCCAGGCGGGAACAUCGUGCUCAGCACACCGAGCCGGGCUCCAGCCGUCUGUUUCUGCUCGGUCGCCGCCGCUCCCGCGUUGUUGGUGUGCGGGAAGGGCCGGGGCUGUAGGCGGGCGGCGCUGCCCGGGGCUGGGCUGCAGCUCCACACCGACGCGUCGCGCUGCGCUCGGCUGGGCUCCCAGCGCCGCUGCGCAGCCUCCGCGGCGGGCCGGUCUCCCCUCAGGGCGCGGCGCACGCGUCCUCCUCGGCCAUUGGUGCGCGGGGCGGAAGGGGCGGGGCGGCGGUUGCCAUGGCGCGGCGGCCGGAGCCGGGGCGGCUGGCGCAGGAGGCGGCGGCGCUGGCGGGCGCGGUGCGCGGCGCGCUGGGGCCGCGGGGCGGGCGGGCGCUGCUGGUGCGCCCCACCGGGCAGGCGCUGCUGACGCGGGACGGGCGGCGCCUGCUGGAGGCGCUCAGCCUGGAGCCGCCGACGGCCAGGGUGAUGGCGGCCUGCGCCUGCAGCCACCGCGCCGCGACGGGGGACGGCGCCAAGACGUUCGUGGUGCUGCUGGCCGGCGUGCUGGGCGGCCUGCGGGCGGCGGGCGCUGGGCUGCGGCGGGCGCUGCGGGCCUUCGAGGCGCAGGUGCUGGAGCGGGCCGUGGCGCGGGGGCUGCGGCGGCACCUCCGCUCGGCUCUCUCCGGGCGGCAGGCGGGGGCGGGCGCCCUGGAGCCGCUGCUGGACGCCUACCUGUGCGGCCGGCUGGGGCCCGGCGAGCGGCGGCUCCUGGCGCGGCUGUGCUGCGAGUUCUGCCGGCUCUGCGCCCCCGCCGCCCCGCUCUGCCCGCAGGUGCUGCGCCUCCUCGGCCGCCGGUUCGCGGAGCUGCACGCCGCCGUGGCCGGGCUCCCCGUGGGCAGCUCCAGGGUCCUGCCCGGGCUGCUCCUCCGCAGGGACUUCGCGGCAUACUGCCCAGCAGAAGGGGAGCUGCGGGCCCUGCUCGUCACCGAGCCCCUCCGGCCCGCCCUGGCGGCCCCCGGCGUCGAGUUUGUUGUCGACUCUGAGGGUCAGUAUCUGGCCUCGCAGUGCUGGAUCUCAAGGAGGACAGAAGCCUUCAUGAGCUACUUGCAGAGCAACAACAUUAAGCUGUUGCUGUCAAGCGUGAAGCAAGACGAAGUAGUCAUACACUAUGCAAAAUUAUACGGUGUAUCUGUGGUAGAGUGCUUAUCAUCAGAAGAAAUGGCCCUUAUCAGUGAAAUCACCGGAGUCUCGCCUUGUGAGCCCCUUGGUGACAACAUACACAGAGAAAUCACCGAAGCUGCGGUGGCAACGUUUUGCCAGCCCUUGUUGCUGGGCUCGCAGAGAUGCGUUCACAUUGGCUUCACCAGCGUGUCUGCCUUUCAGCCUCAUUGCCUUAUUCUGUGUGGGCCGGUCGCUGGUGUUAAUGAGGAACACGCUGCUGCUUUACAAGGGGCAUUUACAAUGCUGCAGCAGCUCUUUAAAACAGUUGAUCAGAGGGAGGAAUGCACAGCAGAAGGUGAAAGCCAGAAUGAAGCCACAGAGGUUUGCAGCUGGCGUUCCUCAGCUACUCAGAAACAAGGCAUAAUAGAAAAUAUUUCUUGUAACAGUAAUCAGGUUUCUGAAAGACAAGUGAAAACACAAACGGAUGAAGCAGAGACAGGAAUUACAGGCCCUGCUUUGCAGGGAAGCGAAAAUCAAGCGUUUGUGCAAACAGACUUGCAUAUACCCUCAAAUCCUGUCUCACACAUUAAAGAAUUUAACGUUGCUACGGAAGGAGUUGGAUCUUCAAGAGACGGACAGAAACCACAUAUAAAAUGUGAGCAUCCAGGUGACAUGCUCGACAACUAUAAAAGUGACUCACUUGUGGACAAUCAAAAGAAUUACAGCGCUGCCCUACCAGCAGCAGCUAGUGCUAAUGAUACAGUCACUGCAUGUGAACGCCCAGGUGUUGGCAAAGACCCAGAUGAAACAAGUUGCAAUAUAGUUCCAUUUAAACAUGAAAACAGUUGUGCAAGUCUUGCACAGAAUUAUUCCAACUCCCUCAUAGAAGCAGGAUCAGUUUUGCCAGUAGGAGGUUACUUUGAAAUCCUGUUACAUUAUUAUAUUCAGUACUAUGCAAAACAGUUUCAGCCAUCAGAGGUAACUGUUGUAGCCAAUGUAGUUGCUGAUGCUUUGCUGAGUAUUCCCAAAUCCUUGUACGGGACGACAGAACGAAACAGCUUUACCAAAUUUUAUCUUGAAGUCAUAAAUGCACUCAGAAAAAAUCAGCCACUGCCUGUGAAUGAGAAAGGCUUAGAAUUGGUGUAUUGCAAAUACCAGUUAGUCACUUCAGUUCUUCAUUGUGUUACAGAGCUCUUUUCCAUAGAUUUAAUCAUUGGUGUUAGGCGGCCAGUGCCGAAAAUUGAGGAUAAUGACUCAGAAGAUGAUUUCUGAAAUAAUUAAUAAAGAAUGGUUUUUAUUA
This is a messenger RNA of Columba livia (rock pigeon), 2485 nucleotides long. RefSeq names its product Bardet-Biedl syndrome 10 (gene BBS10). The transcript has 2 exons. NCBI's taxonomy places the organism in Eukaryota, Metazoa, Chordata, Aves, Columbiformes, Columbidae. Gene Ontology annotation, biological process: chaperone-mediated protein complex assembly. Gene Ontology annotation, molecular function: ATP-dependent protein folding chaperone; ATP binding. The record is from RefSeq and is a predicted model, not a curated record. Bases 322 to 2457 code for a protein of 711 amino acids.